Dipodomys spectabilis (banner-tailed kangaroo rat) is the source of this 1593-nucleotide messenger RNA. RefSeq names its product formin-2-like. The record is from RefSeq and is a predicted model, not a curated record. The transcript has a single exon. The coding region runs from base 1 to 1593 and encodes 530 amino acids. Lineage: Eukaryota; Metazoa; Chordata; Mammalia; Rodentia; Heteromyidae.
AUGAAGCCGGCUCCACCUGUGAGCCCUGGAGCCGACAACGCCAGACACCUGCUGCGGCCCGCGGCCCGCGCCCGCCUCCGCCUCCGCCCUCCGCCCCCCUGCCCUGGCCCUCCUGCCCUCCUGCCCUCGCCCUCCUGCCCUCCUGCCCUGGCCCUCCUGCCCUUCUGCCCUCGCCCUCCGCCCUCCUGCCCUUCUGCCCUCGCCCUCCGCCCUCGCCCUCCUGCCCUCGCCCUCCGCCCUCGCCCUCCUGCCCUCCUGCCCUCGCCCUCCGCCCUGGCCCUCCUGCCCUCCGCCCCUCGCCCUCCUGCCCUCGCCCUCCGCCCUCGCCCUCCGCCCUGGCCCUCCUGCCCUCCGCCCCUCGCCCUCCUGCCCUGGCCCUCCGCUCCCGCCCUCGGCCCCCCGGCCCUCCGCCCUGGCCCUCUGCCCUCCGCCCCCCGCCCUCCGCCCUGGCCCUCUGCCCUCCGCCCUGGCCCUCUGCCCUGGCCCUCUGCCCUCCGUCCCCCGCCCUCCGCCCUGGCCCUCCUGCCCUCCUGCGCCCUCCGCCCUGGCCCUCCUGCGCCCUCCGCCCUGGCCCUCCUGCCCUCCUGCGCCCUCCGCCCUGGCCCUCCUGCGCCCUCCGCCCUGGCCCUCCUGCCCUCCUGCGCCCUCCGCCCUGGCCCUCCUGCGCCCUCCGCCCUGGCCCUCCUGCCCUCCUGCGCCCUCCGCCCUGGCCCUCCUGCGCCCUCCGCCCUGGCCCUCCUGCCCUCCUGCGCCCUCCGCCCUGGCCCUCCUGCGCCCUCCGCCCUGGCCCUCCUGCCCUCCUGCGCCCUCCGCCCUGGCCCUCCUGCCCUCCUGCCCUCCUGCGCCCUCCGCCCUGGCCCUCCUGCCCUCCUGCGCCCUCCGCCCUGGCCCUCCUGCGCCCUCCGCCCUGGCCCUCCUGCGCCCUCCGCCCUGGCCCUCCUGCCCUCCUGCCCUGGCCCUCUGCCCUCCUGCCCUGGCCCUCCUGCCCUGGCCCUCUGCCCUCCGCCCUGGCCCUCCUGCCCUCCUGCGCCCUCCGCCCUGGCCCUCCUGCCCUCCUGCGCCCUCCGCCCUGGCCCUCCUGCCCUCCUGCGCCCUCCGCCCUGGCCCUCCUGCGCCCUCCGCCCUGGCCCUCCUGCCCUCCUGCGCCCUCCGCCCUGGCCCUCCUGCCCUCCUGCGCCCUCCGCCCUGGCCCUCCUGCCCUCCGCCCUGGCCCUCCUGCCCUCCUGCGCCCUCCGCCCUGGCCCUCCUGCGCCCUCCGCCCUGGCCCUCCUGCCCUCCUGCGCCCUCCGCCCUGGCCCUCCUGCCCUCCUGCGCCCUCCGCCCUGGCCCUCCUGCCCUCCUGCGCCCUCCGCCCUGGCCCUCCUGCCCUCCUGCGCCCUCCGCCCUGGCCCUCCUGCCCUCCUGCCCUGGCCCUCUGCCCUCCUGCCCUUGCCCUCCUGCCCUGGCCCUCCUGCCCUGGCCCUCUGCCCUCCUGCCCUUGCCCUCCUGCCCUGGCCCUCCGCCCUGGCCCUCUGCCCUGGCCCUCUGCCCUCCGCCCCCGCCCUCCUGCCCUGGCCCUCCGCCCUCUGCCCCCCGCCCUCGCCCUGCCGCUGA